GUAUGCUGUCAACUCUUAGCGAGGCCAAGGGGUUCAUCGAACCUCACUAGGCUAAAGGAACAUGCCUGUCGUGAUCAAUUCUAGCUAAUCUUCCCCAGACACUCACCUCAACUCAACUCCCGCCUGCGCCUCGUCCAGUCUUCCAAUUUACAGUACUACUUAGGACACCAGUGAGGUCUCAUCGGAAGCCUCUGGGUAGCACGGACCACCGGCGCCCUUCUAACAAGCUUUGCAACUUCACCCAUCCUCCGUUUUCGAGGACUUUACCAGCCCGAGAUCGUUGUACCAGAGGUACCAACGCGCCUUUUCAACCACGGAGCUGAAUGUCGAAUCGGACGGACAAGUGCCUCUUCCUUCGCAAUCGCCUGAAAGGAACAUGAGUGCGACGUUUACUCUGCCUGUGGCUGCGACAGACAACUGCAAUCAUGGCCAUUCACAUGCACCUUCUCACUCCCACUCACAUUCGCGCUCGCACCAAAGAAAUCGAGCAGGAAGCCGCCUGACUGCGCCUUUCCCUCUGGCGCGAAUACCCUCAGAAUCGGUCAUGAACACGAGCGACAUGCACCGCCCUCCUCCGGUCGACACGCAGCUUCAUCAGCGUGUCAGCCCUGCUCCCAGCCUCGAUCUCUCCGGCUCGCAGUUUGUGUCAAAGAGGAGGGAUUCAGAGCAGAUUGCAUACACAUCUCCUACAGGCACAUCAAGACCUACAUUCCAGCGGAAUUUCUCCAAGGGUACGCAGCUGCUGUUACAUUCAACCGAAAGAUACUCUCUCCUGCAUGGCAUCCUCGCAGACAGCGAUUCGCGGAGGAUCUUUUAUUUCAUGAUUCUCAAUUUGUGCUUCAUGGUGGUCCAAUCCACUUAUGGUGUCUUGACAGGAUCUCUGGGAUUGAUCAGUGACAGCAUACACAUGUUCUUCGACUGCGUGGCUUUGCUGGUCGGUGUUUGUGCUGCUGUCAUGAGCAAAUGGCCUCCUAGCCUUAAAUUUCCCUAUGGCUAUGGGAAAGUCGAUACUCUUGCUGGCCUGGGAAAUGGCAUCUUUCUCAUGCUCAUCAGCGUCGAGAUUAUUUACGAAGCGAUCGAGCGGUUGUUCACUGGUGCAGAUGUCAGCAGAACGACGGAGCUUCUACUUGUCAGUACUCUCGGUCUUUUUGUAAACCUGGUCGGUAUUUUCGCGUUCCAUGGUCUGCACGAUCAUGGACACGACCAUGGUCAUGGGGACAGCCAUGUGAGCCACGACCACGACCAUGAUCAUGACCACAAGCAUACACAUAGCCAUACUGACUCGGAUACUCCAUUGACCGCCUCAGCUUCCCCAAUGAAGGGCAAGAAAGCUGCAGGCGGGCACCAUCACGGAAGCGAGAACAUGCAAGGCAUUUAUCUCCAUAUCAUGGCCGACGCACUCGGUUCGCUAGCCGUGGUCGGAUCGACCCUUCUCGUCCGAUGGACUGGGUGGAGCGGAUGGGACCCGCUAGCAUCGUGUCUCAUCGCCAUUCUUAUCUUCGCGUCCACGAUUCCCUUGGUCACGACGACGACAAAAACUUUGCUGUUAUCAUUGAAUUCAGACAUCGAGUACAAUCUCCGUGGCAUACUCAGUGGGGUAGCCGAACUUCGAGGCGUUGUGGGCUAUACGGUGCCGAAAUUCUGGCUCGAGGAUAUCAAGAAGGAACCUGGCCAUCAUCAUGGUCAUUCUCAUGGUCAUGGUCACCAUCACCACGGCCACUCUCACAAAGAUAGCGACAGCAAAUGUGGGCAUGGAGGUGAAGACCCUACAGUGGUGGGUGUGAUACAUGUCAUCGCCUCACAGACGGCCGAUCUUGAUGAUGUUAGGGAGAGAGUAGGCAUGUACCUGCGCUCUCGGAAGAUGGACGUGGUCGUUCAAUUAGAGCGAGAAGGAGAGCAUAAGUGUUGGUGUGGUGGAGGACAGAAAUCUUAGCUGACACCUACUACUCUCAGCUAUCCAACAUGCCUGUGACGAAAAUGUUCGAGUAUCUUACCUAUGUACCUGUAUUCUCGGGCUGUGCUUUACGAUACACGAAAUGAUAUGGGAUGUCAGUUGUUAUACUUCGUAGAUCAACCAGGGCUUGCAAUUAGUGACCCGGGAUUUGGCAAAUCUGGUACCUCGUAAAUCUUG
Messenger RNA from Exophiala xenobiotica, 2131 nucleotides. RefSeq lists its product as uncharacterized. The transcript has a single exon. Gene Ontology annotation, biological process: zinc ion transport; transmembrane transport; intracellular zinc ion homeostasis. Bases 377 to 1933 code for a protein of 518 amino acids. Gene Ontology annotation, cellular component: Golgi apparatus; membrane. Gene Ontology annotation, molecular function: zinc ion transmembrane transporter activity. The record is from RefSeq and is a predicted model, not a curated record. NCBI's taxonomy places the organism in Eukaryota, Fungi, Ascomycota, Eurotiomycetes, Chaetothyriales, Herpotrichiellaceae.